AUGGCCCUUGACUGCUGUGUGAAUGAUUGUUUGUUCGGUCUUGGACCACAGGGUGACAAGAGGUAUUGUUAUUACUACCUAAUAGGUCGAGUUGUUAACUGCAAAGAGAGAGAUAAAUUUGGAAGUAUUCUUCCAGGACAGUCAGAUCCAUUAGCUAGCCAAGAAAUACAGACCAAGAAUGAUAAUCAGGGUCAGACCCCUUCGCCAACUCCAAAGAACUGGCAGCAAGGGCUUGCUGAUAUGCAAGCUAGAUUACAGAGACAGAAAGAAGAAAUAUGCCUACUUAGACAGCAACAAGUUCCAGUAGGGAAUGUUCCGCCAAUGAAAUGUGUUUUAAGGGCCAUAGCCUCCAACUCUAGCUCGUACCACAAGCUGGAUAUUUUUGAGACUCUUUCUUUCUGUUUUAAGGGCCAUGUGGCACCGUCUUCCACUGAUUCUGGCUCGUCUGGGAACAUCAUAAUUGAUUUCUAUUGGGGUAUGGAACUCUAUCCUCGCAUUGGUAAAAACUUCGACAUUAAAGUUUUUACAAAUUGCAGAUUUGGAAUGAUGUCUUGGGCAGUUCUAGCUGUAACCUAUUGCAUAAAGCAGUAUGAAGUGAACGGCAAAGUGGCUGAUUCAAUGCUUGUUAAUACCAUAUUGAUGCUGGUGUAUGUUACUAAGUUUUUUUGGUGGGAAGCUGGAUACUGGAGCACAAUGGAUAUUGCACAUGAUCGAGCUGGUUUUUAUAUUUGCUGGGGAUGCCUUGUAUGGGUGCCUUCUAUAUAUACUUCUCCUGGCAUGUACCUGGUUAAUCAUCCUGUACACCUUGGAACUCAGUUGGCACUCUACGUCCUAGUAGCAGGCAUUGUUUUCAUAUACAUCAACUACGACUGUGAUAGGCAAAGGCAUGAGUUUCGCAGAACAAAUGGCAAAGCUUUGGUUUGGGGUAAAGCUCCAUCAAAGAUAACUGCCACUUACACUACCACAACUGGGGAAACAAAAAGCAGCAUUCUUUUAACUUCGGGAUGGUGGGGAUUAGCUCGACAUUUCCACUAUGUCCCAGAAAUAUUAGCUGCAUUUUUCUGGACUGUUCCAGCUCUUUUUAACCACGCUUUACCCUACUUUUAUGUGGUGUUUCUUACAAUCCUUCUCCUCGACCGGGCGAAAAGGGAUGAUGAUCGGUGCCGAUCCAAGUAUGGAAAAUACUGGAAAUCGUACUGCGAGAAGGUUCGGUACAGGGUCAUCCCCGGAAUUUACUGAGAAAAUGUUGCACAAGUGUUUGUUCUAUGUUGAGAAUGGCAUGUAUAUUCAGCCUUUCCAAAUUAAAUGAUGGCAGGCUGGUAUCAUGUUGUUGUUAUUGUUGUUUUUGUAAUGGUCAACUUUAUGGAUGUUGUAUUUCUCUCAUCUUCAAUGACCAAAAACUUUUCUUGUUUAGGAAAA
This is a messenger RNA of Humulus lupulus (European hop), 1419 nucleotides long. RefSeq names its product 7-dehydrocholesterol reductase-like. Gene Ontology annotation, biological process: brassinosteroid biosynthetic process; sterol biosynthetic process. Gene Ontology annotation, cellular component: endoplasmic reticulum membrane. The transcript has 10 exons. Gene Ontology annotation, molecular function: oxidoreductase activity, acting on the CH-CH group of donors, NAD or NADP as acceptor. NCBI's taxonomy places the organism in Eukaryota, Viridiplantae, Streptophyta, Magnoliopsida, Rosales, Cannabaceae. The record is from RefSeq and is a predicted model, not a curated record. The coding region runs from base 1 to 1239 and encodes 412 amino acids.